Molecule: messenger RNA, 1654 nt
Organism: Dimorphilus gyrociliatus
Lineage: Eukaryota; Metazoa; Annelida; Polychaeta; Dinophilidae
Source: the annotation of a GenBank genome assembly
UAUGGGAAAUUUGAAGUCAUGCUGUAAAGCACCUAAAGACAUUGAUUACUCUUUUCCAAAGAGUCCUAAAAGAAGUCCAAUAAAGAGUCACAAUAGAAAUUUAUCGGCAACGUUUAACGUAUCAAUAGCUAGUAACGUCAGUGAUCGACCAGCUCCUCACUGUAUUGAUGUGAAUACAGCAACGGAAGAGCAGCUAAUGACUCUCGAUGGAAUCGAUAGAACAAUAGCUCAUUUUAUAGUUGAAUAUAGAAAACGUCUUCCAGGUUGUAAAUUUCAGAAAAUAGAAGAUGUCGCCCUCGUAUCGGGGGUGGGUGCAGACCGAUUCGCUUCCUUUCGAGAUGAAAUAUGUAUAAAGAAACCGUUAGAAAAUAGUAAAAAAUCAACAAAGCAUAGUCUCAAUACUUCCAUCUUAUCAGAUUUAACAACAAUUCCUGGUGUUAACGAAGAAAUAGCAGGCAAUAUUAUCAAUUAUAGGAAAACUAAACGAUUUAUGAGCAUAGAGGACUUAUUGAAAGUUGAAGGAAUAGAUGGGAAUUUAUUUAAUAAAAUAAGCCAUCAUUUUACUGUCAAGGAUGAAAAUUUGAAACCUCCCAUUCCACCAAGACCUUCUGAGAACUAUAGCAAUUUAUCUAAAGACGUCCAAUUUGGCUCUAAUUCAUCUAUCAAUAAUCUCUUAGAAUUUUUUCUUCCUCUUAUAAAAGAAUCAAAACGUCCAACUAUUACUAAUUAUUACACAUUUGAAAAUAAUAACCGUCCCUGCAUAAGAAUUGCGACUUGGAAUUUAGCUAGAUUAUCAACCGAAAAGGCUUGUAAUCCUGGUGUUUUAGAAGUAGUUUGUAUGACCAUUUUAGAGCAAGGAAUAAGUGUUCUAUGUGUUCAGGAAAUAGCGGAUAAAACAGCAUUAGAAAGAAUACGAGACGAACUAAAUAGGCCUUCGUUAAGUCAUGUGAAAAAGUUCCAAAGUAAUUCUAGAAAAUGGGAUUGCCUUACUUCUAAAGCCUCAGGCAGAAUGUACCAAUCAAACGAAUAUUUGGGAGUACUCUACGAUACAAAUAUGAAUAUUACUAUAUCAGCAUCAUCUCUAGUCGAAUUCGAUGACGACGGAGUCAAAUUAUUUGUUAGAAAACCCUUCGUUGUAUCUCUGCAAAUAAAUAAACUGGACGUUGUUCUGGUGAUUUUACACUUAAAAGCAGUGUCUCACGAUGGCUCCGGAUCCAAUAGAAAUGAAGCGGAAGCAAAGCGUACAGCUUAUUUAUUGCAUUCAUUGGAAAAUUUCUUGGCUGGAGAGAAAGAUUUAAUAUUAUUAGGAGAUUUUAAUUUGGAGUCAUCAGCGAAGCAAUUCGAUGUAUUGAGAAGGAAAGGAUAUACCCCUUUAGUUAAUGGCAAUACUUUCACGAAUAUUAGUACGAAGAAUAUAGAAGGCAGUAGAAGCUAUGAUAAUAUUUGGAUUGGGCAACAGACGAAAAAAAUUCAUACUGGAAGCGUUUUUGUUGUACGUUCCGGUCUAACGAAUGCUUUAAUCCCGGAUGUUUGGAGUUGGGGUGGAGUUGUCAGUGACCAUUGUCCUGUUUACGCAGAAUUUUAUACCGAUGAAGAUCAUGAUGAUACGUACAUUACCAUGAAAUUAGAUGGAAUGCAAAUUGGAGAUAGUUAG